This is a messenger RNA of Fonsecaea erecta, 969 nucleotides long. RefSeq lists its product as hypothetical. Lineage: Eukaryota; Fungi; Ascomycota; Eurotiomycetes; Chaetothyriales; Herpotrichiellaceae. The record is from RefSeq and is a predicted model, not a curated record. The transcript has a single exon. The coding region runs from base 1 to 969 and encodes 322 amino acids.
AUGGCGACCACCACCGACGAAGCAUCAUCCUCAUCAUCACGGCCACGGCCACGGCCGCCACCGCCGGUGCGCAUCCUGAUCAUCAACCCCAACACGUCGCAGGCCAUGACGGACGCGCUGGUGCCCGUGGUUGAGAGCCUGGGGUUUCCCGCGGUGCAGUACGCCUUCUUCACGUCGCCGACGCCGGGCAUCCCGAGCAUCAACUCGCCCCACGACGCCGCCGAGUCGGCGCGCAUCUGCCUCCCGCACCUGCUACCCCUGCUGCCGCACCACGACGCCUUCCUCGUGGCGUGCUACAGCCAGCACCCGCUCGUCGCGCAGCUCAAGGCCGAGUGCGCCGCGCUUACCGCCGCGGCGACCCAGGGCGCCCGCGGGUCCGGGGCGCGGAAGUACGUCACCGGCAUCUUCGAGGCGAGUGUCGUGGCCAGUUUGACGCUGCUGGGUGAGCCGGAGAAGAAACAGAAGACAGACGACGACGACGACAAGGACGUCAGACCCGCGUUCGGGAUCGUCUCGACCGGCAAAGUCUGGGAAGAGGCCCUGCAGACGGCCGUCGCGGAGUUUAUCGGAUGUCCCCCAACCGCAACGACAACAAAGUCUCCGUUCGUCGGGUGUGAGACCACGGGCCUCAACGCGAGCGAACUGCACGACCUCCCCGCCGAGCAGGUGCGGCGGAAGAUGAAGGAGGCGACCACGCGGCUCCUGCGGCGCGGCCAGAUCAGCAGCAGCAGCAGCAGCAGCAGCAUCAAGAAGAAUGAUCAAACGCCGACGACGACGAGCUCAGCAGACACACUCUCGCGCGUCCAGGCCAUCUGUCUGGGCUGCGCGGGCAUGGUGGGCCUGGACUCGGCGGUGCGCGAGGCCUGCGCCGAGACCCUGGGCCCCGAGCGCGCCCGGGACGUCUACAUCGUCGACGGGGUCAAGGCCGGCGUGGCCACGUUGUACGGCCUUGCGCGCAGUGCGUUCUGA